Vombatus ursinus (common wombat) is the source of this 4372-nucleotide messenger RNA. It is a transcript of the gene FGF11, whose product is annotated as fibroblast growth factor 11. Lineage: Eukaryota; Metazoa; Chordata; Mammalia; Diprotodontia; Vombatidae. The transcript has 4 exons. Gene Ontology annotation, biological process: positive regulation of cell population proliferation; positive regulation of gene expression; fibroblast growth factor receptor signaling pathway. Gene Ontology annotation, molecular function: fibroblast growth factor receptor binding; growth factor activity. Bases 1641 to 2285 code for a protein of 214 amino acids. Gene Ontology annotation, cellular component: cytoplasm. The record is from RefSeq and is a predicted model, not a curated record.
CAGUACGCGAGUUUGCUGCUGCUGCUACGGCUGCCGUUACUGCUUCUGCUGCCUGGGCUUGCUUUCCAGUCAGUCCUGCUGCUGAGGCCUGGAGCGCCGCCAUCGGGGGACUGGGGACGCCCUGUGAACCCCCCCCCCCAUUUCCCUGGGCGGGGAGGGAUAGAGAGCGCCGAGGUGGACCGUGCGGGGAACCCUCUGCCGACAGGGGGACGGUGAGGGAGGAGAAUUUGAGAGCCUGAGCCAUCCAUCACUGCCGGCAGCAGGAUCAACAGGACAGGUUUGGGGGGUCUCAGGAAAGAAAGUGGGGUGCAAGCAAUCGCUUAGGAACGUUAGACGGGGACCCUGGGGAUCAUAGAAACGCGUGAAGGAAGUACAGGAGGCAAGCUAAUUUGGGGAGUACCAGGGGGAAAGUGGGGUGCAACACUUUGGAGUAGCUAGCUGGAGGUCAAAUAGCUGGAAGACUGCAUUAAGACUCCCCGAUAACAUUUUGUGGGAUACCCAGAGUGAAGUUAAAGACUCACUAUUUUGGAGUGACAGGAUGUAAGAAAGGACCUUCCAUACCCACUGCACCUUGAUAACCCCUAAGUUGCUGGAGCUAGAAGGGCAUAUUUGGAAGCACCAGGGAAGAAGUAGAGGUAAGGAUAAGUUUAGAGGAUACCUGGUCGCCAGAAACUAGGGCCUCUAGGGAUUUGGGGAGGUAGAGUGUUGACUUGCUGAAAAGGGGAGGCAUAAGCCAAGUUUAUGGUUGAUUUGUAAAGAAUCUCAGGACCCUGGCAAAUGGAACCUCCCAGAAGUUCUGGGCUAUAGGUUUUGAGAGGGAUGGGAAGAGAUAGGAGAUACAUUCCAAUCUGGGGACUAAAGGGUGGCAAAGAAGACCCCAAUUCCCUUUAACCUCCUCACAGCUGCUGUACCAAGUGUUGCUGCAAUGGGUGAUUUGGAGUUGUAGCCCUGUUUCCUUCUCACCCCUUCUAGAUUUCUUGAGCUGACAGGGAGGAGUUGUGAGAUUCAUUUCUGUCAUCUCCCAUAGUGAGUUAGGGUCUACCAAGUCUGGUCAGCCGAAAUUAUAUGGAGAGGUGCAGAAAAAAGGGGAACCUUGGAGUUACAUCGAUUUAGGGCCAGGACAGUGAAGGAAAGGAGAGAAAAUUUGGGGCUAUGAGGAAGGGAAACCCAGAGAACUGGAGGCAAGAGCCAGGGAUUAACAAAGCUUGAACUAAGUAAGAGUUCAAGGAUUCCCAUCAAGUUUAGGGGUGACAGGGGGAGAGGACAGUUGAAGGGACCCUUUUGAAGUACUUAGGGGGGAGGAUUUAUUGGGAUGCUACUUAACAGUAAAUAAUCCAGGAACGCAGAGGAGAGUAUCUGGGAUAAAUUUGGGGGUACCACCCUAUUUGAGAGAGAUUGGAGGGUGCCUUCCUGUAGGAAGGGAAGGAUUUAGCUUUCAUCCUAGAACUAUCUGCCAGUUUGGAGUAUUUUUCAGUUGGGGGUGGGGGGCAUUCUGGGAGCCAGAUUGAGAUUGAGGGUUGUGUCUUACUGAGGUGCCUCCAUACAAUUUGGGUUGUAUACCUCCAAUCUGAGAGUGGCGGAGUUAGGGGACGUCGUAGGGAGAUUCGACUGUCCCCUAAAGGGAGGGAAGGUGGUUGGAGAUGGCGGCGCUGGCCAGCAGCCUGAUCAGGCAGAAGAGAGAAGUACGAGACCCUGGGACGAGCCGACCAGUGUCAGCUCAACGGCGAGUGUGCCGGAGGGGUACUAAGUCCUUGUGUCAGAAGCAGAUACUGAUUCUGCUCUCCAAGGUCCGUCUGUGUGGGGGGCGACGGACGCGCCCGGACAGAGCCCCGGAGCCCCAGCUCAAAGGCAUCAUCACAAAGCUUUUCUGCCGUCAGGGUUUCUAUCUCCAGGCCAAUCCAGAUGGGAGCAUCAAUGGCACACAAGAGGAUACCAGCUCCUUCACUCAGUUUAACUUGAUCCCUGUGGGUCUCCGUGUGGUCACUAUCCAGAGCACCAAGCUGGGGCAUUAUGUAGCCAUGAAUGCUGAGGGGCUACUCUACAGCUCGUGGCCAUGUACCGGGAGCCUUCCCUGCACAACGUACCUGAGACAUCUCCUACAAAUGACAAGCCUCCUUCAGCCUCUUUGCCUCCUAAAACAUAACCCUGCUGUCUGGGAGCGUCCCUCAAGUCUUUCAUCAAGACAGCCAUACAGAUCCCAGACUGAACCAGUCAUUGUGGUCUCUCAUCUUGUUCCAUUCCUUCCUUACCACUCCCCUGCCACAAGCCAUAAAUUCCUGACUUAGAAGAUUUCUUUUGACCUUCCUUGGGCAAUUUAGGAGGACUACAAAAGUGGUAGCCAUUACAACAACUAUCUGAAAGAUUAAGGGUGGUCUGUGACUCUUGGGCUAUUGCUGCAAAACCAAAAUCCUAGUAAGAUCUGCUCUUUGGUAAUUUUCUAUAUUAAAGGACCCUUAUAGGGGAUCUGGAAACAUUGCUAUAUACCAUUAAGGGGCCUGGCUAAUCACUGUAUUUUUUUCCUUUUCUGCACAAGCUCUCAGAAAAUUUCCUGAGAGAUGAAGCUGUAGGUUCUAAAUAAGGAUAGACAGCCUCGUUUCUAGGGUUCUUUGCCACUCUUCUACAUAACCACAAAGCCACGGUCAACUAGAGCACAGCCUCUUCUCUCUUGCUUAUCCCCUCAGCCUUCUGACUUUGUCCUGGAUGUGUUCUGAAAUCUGGAUCCUACACAGAGUCAAUUUGGCAUCAAAAUCUUCUGUAUUGUAGUAGAGUCACAUUGCUAACUUCUGUUCUGGGUCAUUGAAGACUAAUGUUGAUCAAGAUGGAUUCUUGAUCUAGAUAUGGAAGAAAUCUACAUCUAGAGCACAGCACAGACAUUGUCUUGGUCCACACUGAGCCCAGUUGUAGACUACCACUGUCCUAACCUCUGCCCUGGAGGGACCCAGUUCUAGAAUCUGUUCUAAUGGUUUGUGGUUCUACCUUGUAGUUGAAAUCAUCCCCUCUCCCUGGAUGGAGCUAGAGUAUGAAUAACCACAUGCUUGCUCUAGAAGAUGUUCUAAACAAUGGAUCACACUUCUUCCAUGAAUGCUACUUGUGGUCCAGAGAGAAUUACAUUAUAUAUGGACCAAAACCCACCUCCUAUUUUGUCUGUAGAAAGUUUUCUAAAAAAAUCUUAUUCUUCCAUAUAGAAAAAAAGAAUCCGUCUUCUUUUUAAAUGCACUUUCUAAAGUUUAGGAUUCAAUCUCUCCCUAAACAUGGGUACUUGCAGGGCAAUAGGCUGGGGAGUCUAGGGGUAAGGGGAAGGAAAGAAAAAUCAUGUUUAAUGAAAUUUCAGGGUGAAGGCACUGAGACCCAGAUACUGUGGGUGGAGGAGGGAGGAAAAUAUCUGGGGUUGGAGUGGGGAGGUGGGGACUAUGGGAAUAAUUCCUGAAUUAUAUGGAAAUAUGAAUACUUAGCUACCUCACCAGGGACUCCUUAGGGGUCCUCCAUAAAUAUCAUGAAGUCCUCAAUAUCUGGGAAGGAAAGAGGAUAGUGAGACACUGGUAGAAACUGUCAAUAGGAGAGCAAAUAGAGAAUCCUCUGAAUCAGCAAUAACAUUCUCAUGUUGGUCAGGUAAUGAUGGGGAAAUUCAGAGAAUUUUGGUUCUCUAUCUCACUAUCCCCAGAUUUUUAACCAAAAUAGAAUAACCCUGGGUUUACUAAGAAUUUUUCCAGGGGAUCAAAAUCUCUGGAAGGCCUUAACCUAGAAAGGCUUCAAGUAUGCCCCAGAGACAGCCUUUAUGCCUAUUGUCCAAAGAUUUCUCUAGUUGAACUCAGAGGCUCAUCACCAGGUUGCAUCCAAGGUGAUGAACUUUUUGGCUAAGGCAAAUUUCAAAGUCUUUGCUAAAUUGCAGGGAGGUCUGUAAUCCAUGUUUGUGGAGAUACUGAUGAGAUCACAAAUCCUUGAAUUACUGAAAAGAGAAUGUAAGUCAUAAAUCAACUAGGGUGAAAGAAAGAAAGGGAUACUUGGCAGAUGGAAUAAAUAGGACUAAAACGGGAUAGAACCAAUCAGUAGUGAGUUGAGGAGGAGUAUUGGGGGGGGUUGUACUGUGACUCGCUGGGAACACUAAGGUCAUGGGAGAAAAAGAUUCAGGGACCACUGGGAGGAAUUAGAGAGAACAGGAAACUACUGGGAAAGAAUUUAGAAGAACUGGGGUCAGGAUGAGGGAUUAUCUCAGAACCUAUUUCAGCUUCCUCAGAUUGUAACAUGAUUGGUAGAACCCCAAUCCCACCCCACUCCCUACCAUCACAGACACCUGCUGCCUGUAAAUCCUCCCUCUCCGGGGAACAAGGGUCCUUCCUCUGCUCAUUCCCUAGAUUAAAGGCAAUUUGUACAA